AAAACAACUAACUGAACAGGUCUGUCAUUACUUAAGAAAACGAACUUAAACAGUGUUAGCUGGUCAGUGUGUAGGUUCUACUUCGAGGAAGUGUACUCGUUAUUAUGAUUUUCCCCUCAGCGUUUCCUCUUUGCGUUUGUGUGGUGGCAGCACUGGUACGAACCGCAAUCGCCGCACCGUCGGAUAUUAAACCGGAGUCUCCCUGCCUCAAAUUAUUUCAUUACGAAUCCGUAAAUGAACCGGGCAGAUGGACCGGAAAUCUUGAAGUUAAUUCCGAGGAUGAGCUGCACGGUGUCUGGAUUAGAGUGAUAUUCGAUAGUCCAGUGAAGGAGUUGAUAGCGGAAGGUUAUGAAGUAGUUCUAUCAAAAGACAGGAAAAACGAAGCGUUAAUCAAGAACAAAAAUAUCCUGUUAAAAGCUGGAUCCAUUUCAAACAUCAAAAUAACUGGUAAAUAUGAUGGCGAUAAAUUUCCCAACUUAAUAGAGUAUCGAUUGAACGCCAAGACAAUCUGCCCCGCGUAUAACACGUUGCGCACAGACCUCUUCGAGGGUGACGAUAAUUCAAUACAAUUCUUAUCCUCCAUCUUAUCAAGAACGAAACCUCCCUCCUAUAAGCCUACAUUCGAGUGCGGACUCAAACGAUCCGACGUAUACCCAUGGCAGGCAGCCGUUUCGAUUACAAAGGAUGGUAAAGACCAAUACAUAUGCGAAGCUACCCUGAUCUCUACUUCUCAUGUAAUACUUCCCGCUCACUGCGUUACAUUCAGCAGCGACGACGAGAGCGUACCCGAAAACAUUCUUUCAGUCACCCUAGCUGGGGCAAAGGACACACUCCGCGUCAAGAAUAUAAUUGUACACCGAGGGUACGAUCCUAACAUUUUGAUAGACGACGUGGCUAUCCUGGAACUGGAUGCUGUCUUGAAGAUCAGUGACAACGUUAGGCCAAUUUGUUUAGAAGGCACAGACGGGUCUAUAGAUUCGUUAGUGUUGGUUGGUAAGGCCGUUGAGGCCGAUCAAAAAAUCGGCAAUCAAGCACUGGAAACUAUUGUUGAUGACGUAGAUACAGGCGAUUGUGCAUUGAAAAAUCCAGAAUUAGCUGCGUUGUUAGGAGAUAACUCUGUGUGUGUUUCAUAUCCAUCUGGGAAAUCUGCGUGUACCGGAAGUUCAGGAAGCAGUAUAAUUUCACGAGUAAACAACGUUGCUACGCUGAGAGGCAUUGUGAUCGUAGGACCUCUUCUUCAGGAUAAAAAUCAGUGCAAUGCAGAUACCACAACAGUAGGAAUUAAUAUCGCUAGAUAUUACAAAUGGAUUUUACGUUCUAUUUCCUAAGUAUUUUUUGCUACAUCAUGUUUGCAAAAUCUGCUGAAAAUAUGCAAUUAUUAAAUUGUUUAUAUCUUAAGAUAAAAUAAAACAAAUGAUUUUUGAAAAACAUUUGUCCCUUUA
Anoplophora glabripennis (Asian longhorned beetle) is the source of this 1442-nucleotide messenger RNA. RefSeq names its product trypsin beta-like. Lineage: Eukaryota; Metazoa; Arthropoda; Insecta; Coleoptera; Cerambycidae. The transcript is spliced from 5 exons. The record is from RefSeq and is a predicted model, not a curated record. Gene Ontology annotation, molecular function: serine-type endopeptidase activity. Gene Ontology annotation, biological process: proteolysis. The coding region runs from base 105 to 1328 and encodes 407 amino acids.